Messenger RNA from Pestalotiopsis fici W106-1, 1047 nucleotides. RefSeq lists its product as uncharacterized. Lineage: Eukaryota; Fungi; Ascomycota; Sordariomycetes; Amphisphaeriales; Sporocadaceae. The transcript has a single exon. Bases 1 to 1047 code for a protein of 348 amino acids. Gene Ontology annotation, molecular function: protein binding. The record is from RefSeq and is a predicted model, not a curated record.
AUGUUCACGAGCCUAGCAAGGAGGCACUCGAGGUGUCUGCGACCUUCUUCAUGCCGGGGAAAGUUGAACAUCUGGGAGUCAGCAAGUGUGCAUCAGUAUACCUCGAUUUCACCUUUCUCUACGACCAGACGCUGCGACGCAGGACCCAGGAUCAAGGCUGGCGGCUCCUUCGCCAAAGUACGCUUCUCACAGACGGACGUCCCCCAAUUGGCAUUCUGGAAAGAGAGGGCACGGCCGCCUCUCGUCUCGGGCCUGGACCCAGAAGACUGCUUCAGGUCCGCUCAUACCUAUGUCGACCUGGCCAUUGCCGACAGGCCGGGCUGGCGCAACACUCUGAGGGACCCUCCUCACUCACUGUCCUAUGAAACGCUCCACUACAUGGCAGCCAUGGUAAUCGCCGGGUCUCCAGGUCCUGCCUUUCCAAUUGCCUUGCACAUUUACACGACACUGGUCUCACUAAACUACACGCCGAGCAUCUUGACCAUGACGCGGUUGGCCUUGAUGAGAAAUUUGCUGGGACAGCCACAAUUCAGAGAGACUGAGGAAAAGUUUGCGGCAUUGGUCCGGCGCAAAGACGAUCCAAAUGCCUGCACGCUGCAAGGGAUGAUCCUGAUGGCCAAGUCAACGCCCGAGACGGACAAGAAGGCGCUCGAGUGGUUCCGUCUGGCAGCGUCGCUGGGCGGCGAGGAACCCGGGGCGUGGGAGUGGCAAGGUGCCUGCGCCGUCGAGAUGGGCAAGGUCUACCUGCGCCUCAAGAACCCGCAAAGGGCCAAGGAUAUAUUCAAGUACUCUGCCGAGACGCUAGACGCGCCCGAGGCAGCCUUGCUGUACUCGUCUUUGCUCGACGAUUCGGAUCCGGAAAAGUAUAUCUGGACUCGAAAAGCAGCCGUUUCCGCUGUCAAUAAUGCUGCACGAGAGAUGGCACGGCUGGAGGGUUUGAGGGCGCCUAGUCAGGAUUCGAAAAGUGUAGGAGCUUGGGAAAAGAAGAAAUCAUUGGUGCUACAGAGAGAAUGGGAAGCUAUAGCUGGCGAUCGUGCAAUUGUCUAA